UACGAACUCUGUUGUGGUUGUUUGGUAUACAGUACUAUACGAUUUUAAAGUACAAUCGUUCGCUUUUAUAUCCACUCCGGUGUAUUUUGAUGUCGUUCACUUUGAAUUCUCGUGUAGUGUGAUGUAGUCGCGUAUAAACGUGCUCAGCUGGUGUUCAUAAGUUCGCGGGGUUUGUGGAAAAUUCAAUUAAUACACCUACUAACGCUACUAUUGCUGUACCAAAGCUCUCAAUUUUUCAAUUCGGUUUUUUAUAGUUCGUAAAUUGAAUCGUUCGAAUUUUUUUUUCAAUUUUUUAAUUAUGCGUUGCAGUACAGAAAACCCUUUGGCAAUUUUGUUCGAUGUAAUUAUUUUCUCUACAGUGGUCGUAUUGCUCUCAUUGGUCGAAUGGGGCCUGGUAACACCGUUCAAAACUAUCGGAUUUUACUGCAAGGAUCCGAAGCUAUCUUAUGUAAAUUCGGGCGAAACCGUAUCGGUUAAAUUAUUACUAACUGUAUCAUUCGUAUUACCUUAUUUUAUGUUUCUGUUCGUCGAAAGAUUCACGAACACGAAUAGCGAAGAAAGGCCAGCGAAACACUUGUGGCUGGAAAAAACACAUCAUUGGUAUUUAAAGUACCUGCACGGAUUAUGUUUUACCUUUUUGAUCACCGAUUUGGCUAAAUACCUGUUCGGCGAACCCAGACCUCAUUUUCUUCAUACCUGUCUUCCUCGUGAAAGUCUCAACUGUACUAUUGGACAAUAUUUUGAUCAUUACGAAUGCACUAAUAAUUUGAGCAGACAUCAGCUGGUGGAUUCGUUCAAAUCUUUUCCAUCGGGGCAUGCUGCGUUUUCAUGUUACUUCGCUGUGUAUUUCUUGGUGUACUUCACUCGUCAAAUACGUACCAGUUCUCAUUUAUUCUUAAACGUAUUACAAUUCUUUUGCAUAUUUUGGGCAUUAUUAUGCUCCCUCUCACGUAUCACCGAUCACAGACAUCACUGGUGGGAUGUAUUAUCCGGAGGUAUCCUGGGUAUAAGCAUCGCCGUAUACUUCAUCUCGUAUAAUCGAAGAUACAAAGAGAAAAAAGAAGAUCUAGAGUACCCUAACGCUGUAUUAGAAAAGAAUAAAAACCACAAGUUCAAUUUGAUUUCCGAUUCGAACAGUUGAAUAAUGAUCUCGCACUUUGCUAAGGGAUAAUUUUCGAAGCGAUGUAAAGUACGAGAAAAUUUUGCAGUGAAUUCGAAUUCGGUAUCGAUGAACGAACCAUGAUUUGUGAUCGUUGUGUAGUGUUUUUAAUCAGUAUCAAUUCCAAAUGUAUUGUGUAUUUUUUUUUUUUUACGUAUACAAUUAGGUAAAUUAAUUCAUCUUUUGUUUGCCUUUUUGCCUCGCAAUAUGUGUACAAUUUCUGUAAUUCAGUGCGGUAGACUUUUAUACGAGUAUUAUUUUUAUCGAGUGGAUGGUGUUGGUUUUUUUCUGUCUCAAGUUACCAUUUACAUUAACUUAUCAAGACGUUUGUGUGUGUUUUUUUUGCUGCUUCUGAAAUGUAGAAUAAUGUUUUUUGUAAUAAAAUUAUGUAUUUUGCA
This is a messenger RNA of Planococcus citri (citrus mealybug), 1557 nucleotides long. RefSeq names its product Ubiquitin-related modifier 1 (gene Urm1). Gene Ontology annotation, molecular function: phosphatidate phosphatase activity; protein tag activity. Gene Ontology annotation, cellular component: nucleus; cytoplasm; plasma membrane. Bases 299 to 1141 code for a protein of 280 amino acids. Lineage: Eukaryota; Metazoa; Arthropoda; Insecta; Hemiptera; Pseudococcidae. The record is from RefSeq and is a predicted model, not a curated record. The transcript has 5 exons. Gene Ontology annotation, biological process: signal transduction; phospholipid dephosphorylation; protein urmylation.